This is a messenger RNA of Silurus meridionalis, 3446 nucleotides long. RefSeq names its product myotubularin related protein 1b (gene mtmr1b). The coding region runs from base 474 to 2480 and encodes 668 amino acids. Lineage: Eukaryota; Metazoa; Chordata; Actinopteri; Siluriformes; Siluridae. The record is from RefSeq and is a predicted model, not a curated record. The transcript has 16 exons. Gene Ontology annotation, biological process: dephosphorylation. Gene Ontology annotation, molecular function: phosphatidylinositol-3,5-bisphosphate 3-phosphatase activity.
UCCAGAAGUCUGGAUAUGUCAUGUGAGGGCUCUAAGCAUAGAUCAAGCCUAUAACUUACUUUGUAUGUUGUUUUGAGUAAAUGGUUAGCAAACAAUUUGAAUAUAUUUAGUUUGAAUAUAUUUAUCAGCAGUGUAUUUACACCUGGGAUGGAAAAAUGAACUAAACAUGCACAUGGCUUCUGAGUAUUGCCUAGUUUUGCUUUAUGCGAAAAUUAAAGUGUCAGUGAACACACAAAGCGACACGUGUCAGACACCGUCGUGAUCUGCUUUUCUAGCGAUGCAACUGGAAGCGUUUUUUGUGAGGAGUCGAUUCCCAAAUCCUGAAAUCGGAGAACCGACUCUUUUGGAAUCGACUUCCAGCGCCAGAGAGAUCGAAGGAAAAUGUGAGGUGUCGUUUCGAAAGUGUAGCGAGUAUAGAAGCGCAACGUUUACAAACCCCAAUUAAAAACAUAUGCAGCUCUGGGCAAAGAGGCAUGGACACGAAGCCCCUGAAUUGUGGACUUCAACACGACACUGAAGCGGCGGCGGGUCAAACAAACUCCAGCAGAAAUCUGCGGAAUUCAUUCAGCUCUGGAUCCACCACAGAGACUGCAGAGAGUCCUACAGGUGCUCAUGUUGAAUGGUGCAAACAGCUAAUUGCAGCCACAAUGUCAAGUCAAAAUCCCGGCGCCAUGAUAUCAGAGGCCAUGUCUCGAGAGUAUAAGGAUUAUGAUGAUGGAAUUAUCUUGGACAGCGAUGCUCAGCAUAAGGACUUCUCUUUGGCACUGAGGGAAGGCAAUAAGCAAGCAAUGCUGGAGGAGGCUCCACGUGUACCUGGGGAGACCAUUCAAACCAUAGCCAAGAGUGUUAUGUACAUCUGUCCUUUCUCUGGAGCUGUGAAUGGCACAUUGACCAUCACCGACUACAAGCUUUACUUCAAGAGUCUCUCUAGAAAUCCUUCUUUUGUAUUGGAUGUGAACCUGGGAGCUAUCAGCCGCUUGGAGACUAUUGGGGUGCAAAGCCAUGGAGAGAACACCCGAGGCCUAGAGAUAGUGUGCAAAGACUUGAGGAACCCAAGAUUUACCUACAGAAAACAAGACCAAAUCUUCGAGGUGUUAUCCACAUAUGCGUUUCCUCUCUCCCAUGACUUGCCUUUGUUUGCAUUCAAAUACCUGGAAAAGUUUCCAGAAGAUGGGUGGAAGGUUUAUGAUCCUACAGCUGAAUACAAAAGACAGGGUCUGCCAAAUGAAAGCUGGUUUAUCAGUAAGAUCAACAGCAAUUACGAGGUGUGUGAGACUUACCCAACCCUGCUUGUUCUGCCCUCCAGCAUUAAUGAGGAUGAGCUCAGGAGAGUCGCUGCCUUCAGGGCAAAACGUCGUUUUCCUGUACUCUCAUGGAUUCACCCGGAGAGUCAAGCAGCUAUAGUGCGUUGUGGUCAGCCUCAGGUGGGCCCCUCAGACCGUCGCUGUAAGGAAGAUGAAAGAUACCUCCAGACGAUUCUGGAUGCCAAUGCCCAAUCACACAAACUUUGCAUCUUUGAUGCCCGUCAAAGUAGUGUGGCUAUAACAAACAAAGCUAAAGAUGGAGGCUAUGAGAAUGAGAGUGUUUAUCCAAACGUAGAAUUGAACUUCUUGGAGAUUCCCAACAUGCACGUCAUUAGGGAGUCCUUACGCAAACUAAAGGAGGUGGUAUAUCCUGCCAUCGAUGAGCAGCGGUGGUUUUCCUCUGUGGAUGCAACACAUUGGCUGGAGUAUAUCAGGCUGCUGCUAGCUGGUGCAGUGAGGAUCGCUGACAGAAUUGAAUCGGGCAAGAGUUCAGUGGUGGUGCAUUGCAGUGACGGUUGGGACCGCACUGCCCAGCUCACCUCUCUGGCCAUGCUAAUGCUGGAUUCAUAUUACCGCUCAUUGAAGGGCUUCCAGGUACUUCUGGAGAAGGAGUGGCUCAGCUUUGGGCAUCGUUUCACCUCGCGUAUAGGACAUGGUGAUGAGAAUCAUGCUAAUUCGGAGCGAUCUCCCCUGUUUUUGCAGUUCAUAGACUGUGUUUGGCAGAUGACUAGACAGUUUCCCUCAGCAUUUGAGUUCAACGAGCUGUUCCUCAUUACUGUAUUAGAUCAUCUCUACAGUUGCCUAUUUGGGACCUUCCUCUACAACAGCGAGCAGGAGCGAACCUCAAAGGGGGUGUUCACCAAAACUGUCUCACUAUGGUCUUACAUAAACAGUCAGGCUGAGGACUUCACCAACCCACUAUAUGUAAAUUAUGAACAUCAUGUUUUGUUCCCGAUGGCCAGUCUAAGGCACCUAGAACUCUGGGUGAGCUACUAUGUACGCUGGAAUCCUCGCAUGAUGCCACAGGUGCCUAUACACCAACAUCUGAAAGAACUGCUAGUUGUGAAGACAGAGUUACAGAGAAAAGUGAAGGAGCUCCAGAGAGAAACCUCUUCAUCUCGGUCACACUCCUUAUCUUCAGAGCUUGGGGGAACAUCUAUGCAAACCACUGUUUGAUGCACAUAGACACAUGACAGACUUUGCAACAUUUCUUUUUAUACCAUAGUGCUUAAUGUGCAGAAUGCUUAAUCCUUAAUGGCAGAAAUUUUUUAUAAAAAAUUUUUUUAUACAUUUUGGUACACAAAACAUUAAGAUUUGCUAUACUAUGAGCUUACAGAGAGACUUGUGUUGUGAUUAUUCCGUAAACAAAUCUGUGUAGUCAUUGGUAAUGAAAAUGUUUAAUAAUAUUUGCCAUUUAUUUAAGGAAAAGCUGUAGCAUUACAUUUGCUAACUCUAAAUGGCAGAGUUUGUACCUUUUUUCAGUAACACAACAAGCUGAAUUUUCUAUCUUUAAGGCAAAGAAAAAAGAAAGACUAAUAAAAGGAUUUUUUAUUAUGUAAAAUAGGAACUAAAUUAAAUUUAGCCCAGUUUUAUUAGCAUACAGGGGUACUAUUAACAUGGAUAUAGUCACAAAGCAACUUUGGAAAAAUAUAUAAAUUCUGUAUAGAAAUUUCUAAUUUGCUAAUUCCAUGUAAUGUAAUUCCACUGUUGUGGAAUAAAACUACAAUAUUCAGCUUUGCACACUUUGUUUUAAGAUGCAUCGCACCAACCCAUCGUUGAGAAUUUUUCUUUACCGGCAAUUGUGUUGUGUGCGGUCCUUACAGCAUUACUAGUUAAAAAUUUUGCAGUAUACUAAACCAAAAUGCUAAAUAUAUUUAUUUUUAACUAAACAUUGUGCUGUUUACAGUCUAAUAGCGUAUUCACUGUGUUAUUUUGCAACCAGGCCUUUGUCUUUUUAUUUUUUAUGUGAUUAAGAGAAACCAGAAUGCUCACUCCCACUACCAGCACUGUUGUGAGGGAAUUAAAAAAUAUAUCUGUUUUUUUAUGUCUAAUUCCUUUGGUACUAUAAAUAUUUGCUAUUAAAUAUUUGCUUUUUCCUUUUACCUGUUUAAUGAUUGCUUAAUAAAAUGGUAGAAAAUGUUA